This is a messenger RNA of Bipolaris maydis ATCC 48331, 253 nucleotides long. RefSeq lists its product as uncharacterized. Lineage: Eukaryota; Fungi; Ascomycota; Dothideomycetes; Pleosporales; Pleosporaceae. The record is from RefSeq and is a predicted model, not a curated record.
CCCGGCUAUCGGCAUCAGUGGCUAGGGUAUGAGAACUCGCCUUGGGCCCUUUGCAACAUACGACGUCACAACGUCAUUCGAAUCCGCUUCUAUCGGCAUCUUCUCAUACUCUACCUCUGCCAAUAUCAAGCCAGCUUCUUUGUACUUGUACCCUGGUUUUCUCCAUGCUUUCAGCCCCAGUUUCCACGCAUCCUCCUUUCCUACUACUACACUUUUGCAUAUUGCAACAACUUCGACACCGACAACCAUCACU